AGAAGAAUAGGGCGUCUGAGGUGGUACCCGGAUGACUGGCGGGUCUUCACGACAGUCGUGCUGCGCAAGUCUGGUAAGCCUGACUAUUCAGUGCCUAAGGCUUACCGCCCAAUUGCGCUGGUCAACACAAUGGCCAAGCUCCUGUCGGCGGUUGUCACGGAGCGUACCUCGUCUCUCCUGGAG
Coniophora puteana RWD-64-598 SS2 is the source of this 183-nucleotide messenger RNA. RefSeq lists its product as uncharacterized. The record is from RefSeq and is a predicted model, not a curated record. Lineage: Eukaryota; Fungi; Basidiomycota; Agaricomycetes; Boletales; Coniophoraceae. The annotation marks the transcript as partial. The transcript has a single exon.